Molecule: messenger RNA, 620 nt
Organism: Macrobrachium nipponense
Lineage: Eukaryota; Metazoa; Arthropoda; Malacostraca; Decapoda; Palaemonidae
Product: perlucin-like protein
Exons: 3
Coding region: 1-519 (172 amino acids)
Source: RefSeq, a predicted model, not a curated record
AUGGGAAUGACAAACAUUGCCCUUUUCAUCAUACUACUGAUUCCACAAGGAUAUGCCAAUAAUCAGACCCAAGAUGAAAUUCAAGUUCAAUACAUCUGCCCUCCAAAUUUUCUUAGGCUAGGACAAAGUUGCUAUUAUUUUAGCAGAAGCAUGGCCAACUGGCAUAAUGCACAUUUCGCUUGCCGUGACCGAGGUGGCCAGUUAGCAACACUUGAAUCCCAAUGGGAGGAUAACACAAUUAAGUCUUAUCUCAACAGGACAGAAUUUGCUAGAUUAAAUCGUUGGAUAGGAGGGAUCUACAACUGGCCAAAACAGCAGUGGACAUGGGGUUCUACAGCUGAAGAGAUGCCAUAUCAAGGAUUCCAUAAUUCAGAAAUGUCAGAAUCCUAUCGCUGGCACUGUGUGUUUAUGUCACCUGUUUUCAGUUACCAAUGGAAUCAUACACUGUGUACUGAUGCAAUGCACUACAUUUGUGAAAUGCCUCAAAGCAGAAUCCUUGACCUGACUGGUAUUGUAUAGAGAUAUACUGAAUAGUUAUAAAGGAUCAGACCUAGGUUAAGGGCAUACAGAUAUACAGUGGUACCUCGUUUGCCGAACGUUUCUAAAGUUGAACAUUAUGU